UCUCAGUGCUGUGGGCCACCCCGUCGAGCGCAAGCGCAAGGUUUAGGGGCGGACUCUGAGCAGAGAUGGGUGACUGGAAGGGCUACAUCAGUGCUGUGCUGCGGGACCAGCGCAUCGACGAUGUGGCCAUCGUGGGCCACUCGGACAAUCGCUGUGUGUGGGCAUCGCGGCCCGGGGGUCUGCUGGCAGCCAUCUCCCCGCAGGAGGUGGGUGUGCUCACCGGGCCAGACCGGCACACCUUUCUGCAGACGGGUCUGAGCGUCGCAGGUCGCCGCUGCUGUGUUAUCCGUGACUACCUGUUGGCUGAGGGCGACGGCGUACUGGAUGCACGCACCAAGGGGCUGGACGGGCGUGCAAUUUGCGUGGGCCACACGCCGCGGGCACUCCUGGUGCUCAUGGGCAGACGAGGUGUGCAUGGAGGCAUUCUUAACAAGACAGUGCACGAUCUGAUUGGUGGGCUGCGGGAGCAGUGCUCCUAGCGGGACAGCCAGGCCACCCAAGGUGGUAGAGGGACCAAAAUAAACCGUGAACGGAG
Molecule: messenger RNA, 535 nt
Organism: Phodopus roborovskii (desert hamster)
Lineage: Eukaryota; Metazoa; Chordata; Mammalia; Rodentia; Cricetidae
Gene: Pfn3
Product: profilin 3
Exons: 1
Coding region: 66-479 (137 amino acids)
Biological process (GO): actin cytoskeleton organization; positive regulation of actin filament bundle assembly; regulation of actin filament polymerization
Cellular component (GO): cytoplasm
Molecular function (GO): actin binding
Source: RefSeq, a predicted model, not a curated record